AUGGCAGCUUCAACAUCCACAGGCAGGCUCCUACUGCCAGGUCAACCACUCUCCGUCACCUCCUCUUCUUCUAAGUUGCAACUCGAACUAGGACCUGGCACAUACACCCGUGGCGAUUACAUCCUUUCCUCUCUUGUCGGUUACGAAGCUCGCACUCCCUCCUCCUCCUCUUCCACCUCCAAGAAACCCACCUCCGAAUACAUUUCGAUCUCCGGCGUGGAAAACCGCUUCGUAGUCCCUCAACCAGAUUCCACCGUUAUCGCGCGUGUUACCCGCGUUACUCCGCGGCAAGCCUAUCUCUCGAUCCUCAUCGUUGACGGUCUCCCCUGCGGCUCUUCCUCUUCCACCUCCAGCACAUUCGUCCAAUCCGGACUAGGCAACCAUGCAGCAGGUGAAGGCGAAGGAGUAGAUUUCCAAGGCGUAGUUAGAUCACAAGAUGUCCGAACAACAGAAAAAGACAAAGUCAAACUCGCAGACUGCUUCAGACCAGGAGAUAUCGUCAGAGCUACGGUGAUCAGUCUUGGUGAUGCAAGGAGCUAUUAUUUAAGUACUGCGGAGAAUUCGUUGGGUGUGAUCUAUGCGGUGAGUGCUACGAGUACUAGUGUUGGCAGCACCGGGCAUGGGGAGGGGGGAGAAGGGGGGAAGGUGACAACGAGUGUAGGUGGAGCAGGAUGGAAUCUAAGUGGGAAUGAGAUGGUUCCGAUUAGUUGGAAUCAGAUGAUUGAUCCGGUGACAGGUGUGGUGGAGAAUAGGAAGUGUGCAAAGCCGGAUUCGCUCUGA
Ustilago hordei is the source of this 780-nucleotide messenger RNA. RefSeq lists its product as uncharacterized. Gene Ontology annotation, molecular function: RNA binding. The coding region runs from base 1 to 780 and encodes 259 amino acids. The record is from RefSeq and is a predicted model, not a curated record. The transcript has a single exon. Gene Ontology annotation, cellular component: cytoplasm; nuclear exosome (RNase complex). Gene Ontology annotation, biological process: RNA processing. Lineage: Eukaryota; Fungi; Basidiomycota; Ustilaginomycetes; Ustilaginales; Ustilaginaceae.